Arabis nemorensis is the source of this 402-nucleotide messenger RNA. Lineage: Eukaryota; Viridiplantae; Streptophyta; Magnoliopsida; Brassicales; Brassicaceae. The record is from the annotation of a GenBank genome assembly.
AUGGAUUCCACCCAACCAUGGAAGAAACUGGCCGCCGAGUAUAUCAGAGAAGCAAAAGCAGCACCGGCGAGUAGAUGGAGAACGAAGCAAAGCGGAGGACAGAGCCAAAAGAUCCUCCAUCGAGAGAAGACGGGCUCAAAAUCAAACCAUGGUUCCGGCGAUACCUCUUCCGGAGCCGAACCUGAACCUCCACAACCAACGGUACCACGAACCCUAACACGCGAUAACAAGACAAAGACAAGGGAUAAACCGAAUCAAAAGAGAAAGCAAGCCUAUAAGAAGCCAAAGAGAUCGAUGCCGGCGCUAUCAGAGCCGCCGACCAUCGGUCAGUCGAAGAUCGCCUGUUUGAGCUCUAGAGAGGAUAAUCGCACUUGGCGGCUAGGCGAACCCAUUUUAAAGUAA